This is a messenger RNA of Gasterosteus aculeatus aculeatus (three-spined stickleback), 2247 nucleotides long. RefSeq names its product abraxas 1, BRCA1 A complex subunit (gene abraxas1). Gene Ontology annotation, molecular function: polyubiquitin modification-dependent protein binding; microtubule binding. The record is from RefSeq and is a predicted model, not a curated record. Gene Ontology annotation, cellular component: nucleus. Lineage: Eukaryota; Metazoa; Chordata; Actinopteri; Perciformes; Gasterosteidae. Gene Ontology annotation, biological process: attachment of spindle microtubules to kinetochore; protein K63-linked deubiquitination; mitotic spindle assembly.
UUUUUCCUGCGUUUGCGGUGCGCUUGAGUGACGCUCGCGAGGCGCCGUGUCGCCAUCGAGCAACAUGGCGGAGCCCACCGUGCGCGUGAGCGGGAUCGUGUUGUCUUCGCUCGUGUUCCAGCACGUCAACGGGGAUUCCGACGUGGAAGGUUUGAUCCUCGGAGAAAGUAAGUUUGAAGAGCAAAUCACCAUCAGUGACUCUCAGGCUGACAACAUCCACAUCGAGGAGGUCUACAAUAUCCAGAAGCACAUCAGCUGCCUCAAACUAAACGAAUUCUACGAUGCUGUUGGAGACGUGAACAUUGACGCCGUGAAGAAAAUCCUGGCCGACAACAAGGAGGAGGACGUGAUUGGCUGGUACAGACAGCGCAGAAACUCUGAGCAACAGAUGACCUUCAGAGAGAAGGUCGUCCACGAGAAGCUCAAGACGUCUCUGUGCAACCCUCACAUGAUCUUUGUGCUGCUGACACCCAGCAGGUCCACUCCCACAGGCUCCACCCACAAGAUGGAGUACGCCGCCUUCACGUCCCGCAGCAGGCUCUUCGUCAACAUCCCCGUGCUGGUCAGUAACCUCGGCCUCCUGGAGAGUCCGGCCUACUGGAAGGCCUCGGCGCCCUGCUCGGCGGGGGGGUACCGGCUCGCCACCAGCCGCUACAGCUCCAACUUCUUCUCCUCCAACGGACUGCUGAGGGACGUGAACGACGUGAACGCCAUGAGCGAUGCUGUGCAGGAGGAGCUGCAGAGAGCCUGCAGGAAGUUGGAGGAGAGUGAACGUCUGGUGGAAUCACUCCAAAAUGACGUUUUGACUCUCAGGAGGAAAAUACGUGAGAAGAAAAGUGAAGGUGGUCCGGUGGUCCAGAGGGACCAGGUCCUCCAUCAGGCCUUCAGGUCUGUGUUCUGUUCUCCUGUGUUUCACACCCACACUCUGACUCUGGUGGCCCUUCCUGUUCCCGACGCCAUCUCCAUGACAACGGCUCCAGAAGCGCCGCCUCCGCCCCGUCGGAAGAGACUGAAGGAAACGCCGGGGGGGCGGGACAGGAAGAGCGAGCCUUCAGAAUAAAGAACAAUUCUUUCCGUUGAAGACGAUUUUACUCAAGUGGAGUUGAGCUUUCGGUUACUAUGACAACAAGUUGACGUGCAAAUGUUAAACCGUCAUAGUUAUCACUAAAUACUAAAGUACAACCUGAACAUAUUCAUGUGAAUGUGUAACAUAAGAAGCAGAGACCUUCAGAGAGUUCUGACAGCUUUAAUAAACAACCCUAAUCCAGAUGUUUGAUUCCACAGAUGUUGGGAUCCUUCAUGAACUGAGGAUGUUUGUGGGUCACAGACAUGAAUCCUGGAAAGAAAAGUUCAGUUUAGGGACAUUGCUCUAGUUGUUACAUACAAAUCAGCUUUUUAUUAAACUACAUAUAUUUACGGGGCCUUGCGUAAGUAUUCACCCCCCAUGGACUUUUUGUUGGAUUUAAAUUGAAUCCUGGUAAUGGACCAACAAAAAGAGUCCAUAGGGGAAAGUUUACAUGGAAGUGUUGAAUGCAUUUGUUUUCAUCCCCAUUACUGUGAAAAGGUCUGGUGCCACCAACCGUCCUCAAGUCACAUAAUCAGCAGAUGCUCUUUAACCUCAGGAUAAAAACACGUGCUCUGUGUUUGAGAGCAUCAUGGAGCUCGGGGAGGAAGUUGUAGCGGAGUAUGAAUCCCGUGUGGGAGAAGGUACUCUGCUCAGAGGAGACCAGAGUGGAACUUCUCUGCCUCGAUGCAAAACGCUGUCUGGAGGAAAGUCAACACCAGCAUCAUGCUUCUCUUCAGCAGGAAACGAGUCCCAAUGAGGGAAAGAUGGACGCAGCCAAAUACAGGACAAUGCUUGAAGAGAACAUGAAGACUUGAGACGGGGCCGAGCUUCGUUUUCAAGCAGGACAAUGAGCCUCAACGUACAGACAAAAUGGGGUGAAUACGUACGCAGGGCAGCGUAUAUAACGAACGCCCCGAGAAAGGCUGUCCGGAUGUAACGAAGCAAUUUUUAUUUUUUUGUUAUCACCAAAACUCACUUCGAUGCUCCUUGAAAGCAUCAUAUGUGACCAAAACCAAACUUAAUUGUGAUAUUUCUGUUAAAAACAUAAGUUCUGAGCUCAGUGAAACAACGAUGUCAUCAUUGAAUUAUUAGAGACAGUCAUGUGACCAUAAAUCAGAAAGUGAACAUAAACUCUUGAUAUAAAGGUUAUGUUUGUAAAAUAAAUGAUCAAAGAAGUUGAA